Plasmodium malariae is the source of this 774-nucleotide messenger RNA. RefSeq names its product fam-m protein. The transcript has 2 exons. The coding region runs from base 1 to 774 and encodes 257 amino acids. Lineage: Eukaryota; Apicomplexa; Aconoidasida; Haemosporida; Plasmodiidae. The record is from RefSeq and is a predicted model, not a curated record.
AUGGGGAAAAAAAUUAAGUCUCUAUUAUUUGUUAAAAUUUUUUGUUUUGUCCUUUUAAGUUGGACAGGUCUUUUUUACAUUGAUAAGAGUACAUUUAACAAAUGCAUUGAUGAAAAAUACAACUAUGUUAGGAAAUUAAAUAAAAGAACUUGUAGAUUACUAUCAAAGAGUAAAAAAAAUAGUAAUUCAGGUAUUGUUUGGCUAAAAGAAAUGUCAAAUAAUGGUGAGAGCGAAAAAAAAUAUGUAUCUACUGGUGAAAAAGUGGCCAAAGUAAAAAACAAAAAUUCUAAUAUAAGUUCAUUAAAAAAAGGGCAAUAUUAUAAACAAGUUAUUGAUUAUAAUAAUGGAUUCUUUGAUGGAAAGCAUUUCCAAUUUGAAAGAAAAUUGGUCAAAAAAAUAGAUCAUGAUGAUUAUAUUAAAAAAAAUAGGAUGAUUGCCACGAUAGCUUCAGAAAAACUAAAAUUUAGAAAAUACCGAUAUAUUGUUUAUAUAUUUAUUCCUAUUUUAUUGGUGGGAAUAGGAAUGCCUAUAUUACAAAAAUAUAAAUGUUUACCACAACCAGGAGAUAGAAUUUAUGAAGCAUUGAAGUUAAAGGAUUGGUGGGACAAAGCAUUGAACGCCGUGAUAGGUAAUGCUCGACAUCAUUUUUUUUACAUAGCAUAUGGCGUAAUUUUGAUUGCAAUAGUUAUAUUAAUAAUUACAGUUAUUUUUAAGAUCCUUACAAAUAAGGAGAAAUAUAAUAAAAUUAAAUUGAUGGCCCAGUUAAAUGAAUAA